Nylanderia fulva is the source of this 3534-nucleotide messenger RNA. Lineage: Eukaryota; Metazoa; Arthropoda; Insecta; Hymenoptera; Formicidae. The record is from RefSeq and is a predicted model, not a curated record.
GGUGAGUUUAGGCCGACUAUCGCUCGUUUACAAGCCGAACUUACAUAUAUAACAAAUAUAAUAUAUAUAGAACGCACGCGUACUAAAACCAGCUACUAACUACACGUGCGGAAAGGACGAUAAUAGCACCGAUAGUAACAACUACAAAAAAUUAACACGAUCGUUUGGACAAAAUACUGUCACGCGGAAGUCAAACGGUUGAAGAACAAAACACUCGCGGCGAGCUCGAUUUCAACGGCUUACUGACUAAAAAAUGGUGUCCUUACACACGAUAAUGCGCAGAAUUUUGAACGCUAUAGGAUGUCUUGACGCUCGCUGAGUUGCGUUGUAUGACGAAGAAGACAUGCCGGUUUACAAUAGGAGGAAGCAAAAGGCGCCGGUGACGGUGGCUUCACGCAAUGUCCUCACAGGUCGGCGAGAAGUGCUGAAUAUUAUCGGCCCCUUGCCGAGACGAAAUUCACUAGGUGGACUGCUCGGCUACUGGUUGAGGCAGGAACAGCUUGAUGGACUGCGUUACGAUUUUUAAUGCGACAGCGGUGGCUUUGUUCUCGCCAACGUGAAUGCCGGGAUCCUUCGUGUCGUGUUCAACGGUGACGAAAAUCACGUCGGGGUCACCACUGUGGCGGUUAAUUGACCUUACGCCAUAGAAUACUCGUUGACCACGAUGGAAGGGACUCCUCUUUAUAGCAACUGAUAUUUAUUAUAAAUGUACUCAAGAUAUCAGAUACAGUCAAUAGCCAGUAACGAGAGACGAGAGGGAAUGAUGUCUCUACGGCAGAAAACCGUUAGUCCCCGAUAUUUCAAGCGUUGGAGGAGAAGGCGGAGAGGCGCUAUUGGCUAUCUCCGCUAUUCCAACAAUAUGGCGCAUAAGGGGAAAUAGGCGCAUGCCUACAGCGUAUCUCCUGCAGCGUCGUCCUGUCGGCAAAAUUGGGCAACACAAGGGUGAAUCAAAGAGAGUUGACACAUGAUAUCCAUUUAAUUCAAUUAAAUACAAAUUCCCGCAAAUAGCUUCUAUAUGCAAUUACGUCUUUGUUUACACAUAAGUAUUGUAUUCUCUGUUAUUCGUAUUUUUGUAUGGUGUCAUCGUCCAUUUACAAAUAACUAAAUUAGUAAUUAAAAUUACAACGAAAGUUCAUAUUAUUAUUAUAUUGAAUUCACUUGGAGAUCGAGGGAAAAUGUGAAUUAUGGCUUCGAAUAACAAAAUUAUUCGUUCAAAUAGAAAUUGCGGUUUUGUUGGUUGUUUUGCCAACAAAACUGCAAUUUCUAUUUGAACGAAUAAUUUUGAAAUACAGAAGCUAAAAAUCCCGAAUUAAAUUUUUAUUGUUUUCCAUCAAAAAGUUAUGAAAUAGAAAGAAAGAAACGAUGGAUUCAAGCCGUUAGGAGACGAACUGUAGAUGGCAAACCUUGGAUGACUGGCUCAAAUUCUUGUGUAUGCAGUGCUCACUUUGUGGGCGGGAAGAAAUCAGAGAAUAUGUAUGAUGAAGCAUACGUUCCAUCAAUCAUCUAUCCUUUAUUUUAUAAAGAAAAAAGUCAAAUAUAGAAAGAGCUCAGGUACUUAAAAAACGUAAUAUAUAUAAAGAAGCUGCAGCAGUAAUUUCUACUAAACAUGAAGAAUAUGAGGAAACGAUCGUCGUAGAAAUGGAGAAGAAAAAGGAAAGCAUUGGAAUUCAAACAGACCCUUGCAUGACACCUUUUAUAAAUGAUGUCAAUAUAUUUUUUGCUGGAAUGAUAUAUGUACUCAAACAGAAAUUUGUAUUUAACAGCCGCAAAAAUACCGUAAUAUCAUCAUUGACAAGCUAAUUAAAACUACGACAGAGAAAAAAUGUGGGCCCGAUAUUGAAAUGAGAGAGAAUCCAGGAUUUACGGGUUUUGCAGAUGUUAAAACAGAUUCAUCUAUGCGUGAGCUAGCUGGAAUAUCACACAAUUUUUUUGAUGUUUUAUUAAAUUUAAUAGAGUUAGGUAAAGAUGGACAACCUGUCUUUUACAGAACGCUAGGAAAAGAAAAUAGAUUAUUACUUUUCCUAAUGAAAUUAAAACUAGGGAUUACUUUCUGUGCUCUUGGCGAUCUAUUUCACAUUCACAAGACUACUGCAAGAAUUUUCUUUAAAGUUUUGCAAACUUUAACCAAGAAAACAAAAACAUGGAUUUUUUGGCCUUCUAAAGAAAGUGUUAAAAAAAAUUUGCCUAUAACAUUUUCUAAAUAUCCAAAUUGCAGAUGUAUUUAUUAUAGACUAGAGUACUCUAAUUAUAAAGGCAGAUUUAUGGUUAAAUUUUUAAUUGCUAUUACUCCUGAUGGUUAUAUCUGCAAAGUUUUAAAAGCUUAUGGGGAAAAAUCAACUGACAGUUUUAUAACAAAUGAUUGUGGUUUUUUGAAUUUGAUUGAGCCUAAUGAUCUAGUUUUGGCAGACAAGGGAUUUCCUCAGAUUCAAUCUGAAUUAGGUAAACGAAAUGCUACGCUAGUGAUUCUCCCAUUUGCUGAAUCCACAAUUUUCUGAUGAAGAAGUUGAAGAAGGAUAUAGUAUAGCUUCUGUAAGAAUACACGUUGAAAGAGCUAUUUAGCGAGUGAAAUUGUCUAAAAUUUUGAGUCACAUUUCAAUAGAUUUAUUACCUUACAUAGAUGCAAUUAUGCACACAUGUUGUAUUAUUGCUAACAGUCUCCCUCCUUUGAUUGAAGAACGCAACAAAGAAGAAACUUUAAACUAUUAAAUUAUUAAAUUGAGGAAGCAGAUAUUUAAAAUAAAACUGUUCUAUCUUUGGUAUAUAUUGCAUUAAAAAAAGUUCGUCUUUUUGAAUUUCUAAAUGUACGUAGUCAUCUUUGGAAUAUACAAAAAAUGGCACUUGGUUAAGCCUAUUACAUACAUAGAAACUUGUAUCUGCGUAUAAUAAAUAUGAGACUUUUUAAGUUCUAUAUUUCCCUUAGAAUUAAACAAUAGAUAAGGAACGUUUAAUAUAUUAUUUUCUCGAUCUAUAAUUUUACUGUUUUUGCAUGUAGCAGGACAUUUAAUUUCUAAAAGAGAUUUAUCUUCCAGAAUGAUACCAUCAGGAUUUGCUGCUUAAAAUGGCUGAGUCAUUUUGAUAACGAGACCGAUUGUAUGUACUUUUAAUCCAGUUAUAUUGCAAAAACAGUUUCUCGCGAUAGGCUCAGUUUGCAAGCCAUAAACCAUAUCUGCAGUCAUUUUUCCGUGAAACUUAUCAUUUUUAAAUUGAAUGGCAAGUCCUCCAAAAUUCUGUUUCCUCGUUUUAAUUUGAUGUGCUUUCUUUGAACAUAUUAUUCGUUUAAUCAAAAAUAAUGUCACCAGAAUAAUGUCAACAGAUUUUGUAAAACUUUACUAUUUUUGUUUCACACAUUUUACCAAAAAAUCAAUACUUUACGAGAUUUGACUAUUCGGGAGUCCAAGUUUUUCAUGUUUGACUGGUUAUAACUCGAUAACUGUCCAUUAUUGUGGCCAUUACAUCUUUUGUUCAGUAGAUCAUAAACUACAACAUAUGAAAAAACCAACUGAUUUGACCGAGAUAGAUUUUUCCCUAUAAUUA